Petromyzon marinus (sea lamprey) is the source of this 3802-nucleotide messenger RNA. Its product is annotated as BTB/POZ domain-containing protein 3-like. Gene Ontology annotation, cellular component: cytosol. Gene Ontology annotation, molecular function: protein binding. Gene Ontology annotation, biological process: neurogenesis; dendrite morphogenesis; cerebral cortex development. The record is from RefSeq and is a predicted model, not a curated record. NCBI's taxonomy places the organism in Eukaryota, Metazoa, Chordata, Hyperoartia, Petromyzontiformes, Petromyzontidae.
CGUGGGCCCGCCUCCCUUGGGGAGAGGCUCCGUUCGAGCUCCCGCGGUACAGAGCCGAGCGGCGGGGAGAGAGCAGUGAGCGUUAGAGCCGCGCGCGUUUGCACGCACGCACACGCAGGUAGAGCAGGGCAGGCGGUGGAGAUGACGGAGAGCCCAGCCGCCUCGUCGCCCCUGUCAGCUAACGAGUGCGCGAGCGAAUGAUUGAGUUUAAGCGCAGUCGCCCGUCCGACGCCGACGCUGCAACAUCGGCGGCAGCAGCAGCAGCCCCCGUGCCCGAGCGCCGCGCCGCGGGGGAGGAGCCGUUGGGGCCCUCAUGCCCGGCCGAAUGAAUGGGGAGAGCAUGAAGUGCCUCACCUUCUUCCUCUUGCUUCCAGAGGCGCUCAAGAAAUCCAAAAAGGUCACCGGCAAGGCCAAGAAACUGCCGCCCGUGUGCUAUGAGUUCGUGUCCCUGAGCCUGAAGAAGAAGAUGGCAGCAGAGCUGUACGGCUCAUCUACCAAGGACAUGGGCGUGCAGGGCUUGGGUCCUCAGCAGCAGCAGCAGCAGCGCAACCUCAACGUAAACAACAACCACGUGCAGAGCUCCAACUGGCAGGGCCUCUACGCCACCAUCAGGGAACGAAAUGCUGUCAUGUUUAACAAUGAGCUGAUGGCUGAUGUGCACUUUGUGGUGGGUUCUCAAGAGGAGUCCCGCAGAGUACCUGGACACAAGUAUGUACUGGCUGUUGGCAGCUCGGUUUUUCAUGCAAUGUUCUUUGGAGAGCUGGCUGAAAAUACAGAAGAAAUACACAUCCCAGAUGUGGAUCCUGCAGCAUUCUUGACAAUGAUGAGGUACAUCUACUGCGACGAGAUUGAACUGGAAGCAGAUACGGUGCUCGCGACCCUUUACGCGGCAAAGAAGUAUAUGGUCCCCCACCUGGCACGCGCGUGCGUCAACUUCUUGGAGACGAGCCUAAGCGCCAAGAAUGCCUGCGUGCUGCUGUCACAAAGCAGACUCUUUGAGGAGCCGGACCUGAUGCAGCGCUGCUGGGAGGUCAUAGAUGCUCAGGCCGAGCUUGCGCUCAAGUCGGAAGGCUUCUGUGACAUUGACUUCAACACGCUGGAGACCAUCUUGAAGAGGGAGACUCUGAAGGUGAGGGAGUCCAGCGUGUUCGAGGCUGCCCUCAGCUGGGCCGAGGCAGAGUGCCAGCGUGGGGGAAUAGUGUCCACGCUGGAAAACAGGCGGCGCGUGCUGGACAAAGCUCUCUACCUCAUCCGUAUCCCAGCCAUGCCCGUGGAAGAGUUUGCUAAUGGUGCUGCCCAAUCAGGCAUCCUGACGCUGGAGGAAACCAAUGGCAUAUUCCUGUGGUACACAGCCAGCAACAAGCCCAUGCUUGAGUUCCCCACGAUGCCCAGGAAGGGAUUGGUCCCCCAGCGGUGCCAUCGCUUCCAAUCGUCGGCCUACCGCAGUAACCAGUGGCGCUACCGUGGCCGCUGCGACUCCAUUCAGUUUGCUGUGGACAAGCGCGUGUUCAUUGCAGGCUUUGGCCUGUACGGCUCCAGCUGUGGCUCAGCCGAGUAUGCCGUCAAGAUUGAGCUGAAGCGGCAGGGCGUGAUCCUGGGACAGAACCUGACCAAGUUCGUGUCAGAUGGCUCCAGUAAUACAUUCCCCGUGUGGUUCGAGCACCCUGUGCAAGUGGAGCCGGACACGUUCUACACGGCAAGCGCCGUGCUGGACGGGAACGAACUGAGCUACUUCGGGCAAGAGGGCAUGACGGAGGUGCAGUGCGGCAAGGUCACUUUCCUCUUCCAGUGCUCGUCGGACAGCACCAACGGCACUGGCGUGCAGGGAGGCCAGAUCCCAGAACUGAUCUUUUUCGCCUGAUGCGGGUGACCAUUUUCGGCAGUUACAUCUCUAAGCACUUGGUGGUUAGGGCUUUAGUCUAACAAGCUUCUGUAUAAAGUCAUUGAUGUAUUUGAAGUAUACUUGUCAGAGAGCUAUACAGUAUAUAUAUCCAUACCCUGUUUGUAGAACGCUUAAUGAUUGUAUAUUAUUGUAUUGUAGGUGCAUUUUGUGUAAUACAAAUGGUUUACAUGUACUGAAUGUGUGAACUGGUUGUUUGCAAGAGUGGUAAAUCUGGAGAUAUCUGCCCACAUGGCUGGCUUGAAGUACUGUAUUUGGCAGUGUUAGAACAAGUAUGUAAAAUAACUUGCGUGCACACGUGAGUAUUUACAGUUGUUGACUCCCCCCCCUUCGGAAAGCGGCUGUCUACCCAUAUUGUGCAGUUGUGUAACGUGCACCAUUCGUUUCUGUUGUAUCUCGCCGAGUGCUAGCCUUGUAGCGUGUGCACCAUCGCUCUGUUUGCCACGCAUUGACUAAAUAAAGAAAACACAUGUCACCUUUGAUGGGUGUGUUUAUUCUACCAUUUGAGUUUUUAAAACAUUUAUUACAUGUAACAAACCAAAUACCAUUAUAUACGGUUUUAUCAAGAGCAACUAUUAACUUGUUUUAAAACGUCAACGGAUUUUUGGGAAAUGUUGAGGCAAUUCAUAAAUGUUUGGGUAGAUCGGCGGCCAUAGCUAGCACUAAUUAUUUUUAUCUGGUCUUGGGCACCUCCUUCAGCCCACACUAGCCAGUGUGGUUAAGUAUGGUCGGACAGAAUGGCAAAUAAAAUAAGCGUCUUUCUAAGACAUCGAGCAAUUUUACAGAGCAUGGAAAUAACCAACCUUGAAAAUGAUUAUGAAUCAAUGAGAGCCUCUUGGGCACCACAGCCCACCUCUCCCAGUCUACCAAUCUUUGCCAUCUGUUUGAAAGUUUAAGAAUGCGGGAGAUGCAUCUGUUGGUUGGAUGAUGUGCAGAGGGAAUGUUCAGAGCCCUGGAGGCCUCAAGUUGCUCAUUCCUGCUUGAGUGGAAUGCUGGGCAGCAGGGGACAGGUGCGUGGACCUCCACACAUGGCUGCAUUUCACAAAUUCAGUAGAUAAAUAUAAAUAUAGAACGCCUGCAACAGGUGCCUAUUUUUUGAAACAUUUGUGCAUGGCUCGCACACGUAACAAGCUAGUGCACUCGUUAACUAGGUUACCCCAUUUGUGCCUUGCUUUUGAGAGGCGAUGGGUGGCACAAUCAGAGAUGCCGAGGCUGCCAUGCACUGGUUUCUCAAGGACACCUGCGACGCACCAAUGUUUUUCAUAUGAAAACGUAUACUCAAUCUAAAAAAAUCUUUGCCACCAUAAUGAUUCUGCCUUCAUUGAGUUGAAUAUUACUUCCAAGUGCUGUCCUUUGUACGGUUGAAUAUUGACAUAUGCAGGAUUCUGACAUGUCAGGGCCAAAACAAGUCCGAAGGAGCAGGCGAAGUCCUUUCAUUACUGCAAAGCAUACAUCGAAAACGUAUUCUUCAAAUAGAAAUUGCGAGCAUUAUUUAAAUGUGACAAUGAACAACUUUGUUAAUGCAGUUGAUGGCAGGUACUGUGCAAGGGUUUACUGACUGUUGCAAACGAUUUGCUAAAUGCCAUCAGCCUUUUAAAUCCCUUGUACAAUGGUAAUGCUUUCGUGCCUAUUGCAGCCAUUAAGCUGGUUGAAGAUGAGAACCGGUCAUCACGCCUGCUGUUCCGCAAUGAAGCUCAAUGCCACUUAUAGUUUAAUGGCAGCUGUGUAAUGUAAAUUGGUGUAGAGCACUCCAUUGCACACAAAUAUAAUAUGCAGACUUCGUGAGGAAGCAGAGCUAUAAGUGCCACAGUGGACUUCGCAUUCGCGGACUGGAGAUAUGCUGUAUAUAGAUUGUGUGAGUUUACGAAUGCUUAGCAACGUGUUAAUAAAACAUUUAAGAGA